Molecule: messenger RNA, 3325 nt
Organism: Girardinichthys multiradiatus
Lineage: Eukaryota; Metazoa; Chordata; Actinopteri; Cyprinodontiformes; Goodeidae
Product: RNA-binding protein 39-like
Exons: 15
Coding region: 159-1667 (502 amino acids)
Biological process (GO): mRNA processing
Cellular component (GO): nucleus
Molecular function (GO): RNA binding
Source: RefSeq, a predicted model, not a curated record
UCUCGCAUUAUAGAAGUCUCGCGAUAACUCAAGCGGUUGCCAUUUAAAGCAGCAGUAGCGAGGCGCGAUUCGCGCGAACCCCGGACAGAGGAGAGGAACUAUUACUGGGAUAAACGACAGCCGUUCACAGCCCACUGAGCUGCUCUACAUCCAGCGACAUGAUGGCAGACGACCUGGACAUCGAGGCGAUGCUGGAGGCUCCGUACAGGAAGGGGGACAGCAAGAUCCAGAGCCCUGAUGGACAGGAGGAGCACAGCAAGAGGAAGAGACGCAGCCGGAGUCACAGCAGAGACAGGAAGCGCAGCCGCAGUCGGGAAAAGAAGAGAAGCCGGAGUCGUGAUCGCAAACGCAGCCGCAGCCGAGACAGACGCAGGAGUCGCAGCCGGGAGCGCAGACGCAGCCGAGAGCGGGGAGGGCGCUACAAAGACCACCACAAGCACCGCAGACGAUCGAGGAGUAAGAGUCCAAUCAAGAAGGAGAAAAGCCCUGCCAGGCUGCCUUUAGAUAACCUGACUCCAGAGGAGCGGGAUGCUCGGACCGUGUUCUGCAUGCAGCUUGCAGCCCGGAUACGCCCACGGGACCUGGAGGAGUUCUUCUCUGCUGUGGGAAAGGUUCGGGACGUGAGGAUGAUCUCUGACAGGAACUCGCGCAGGUCAAAGGGCAUCGCCUACAUUGAGUUUGUGGAAGCCAGCUCAGUUCCUCUGGCCAUCGGCCUGACGGGACAACGGCUGCUGGGAGUUCCCAUCAUCGUUCAGGCCUCCCAGGCAGAGAAGAACCGAGCUGCUGCUGCAGCUGCAGCCAACAACCUUCAGAAGGGGACGUUUGGACCAAUGAGGCUGUAUGUCGGCUCACUGCACUUCAAUAUCACUGAGGAGAUGCUGCGAGGGAUCUUCGAACCAUUUGGACGGAUUGAAAAUAUUCAGCUGAUGAUGGACAACGAGACGGGGAGAUCUAAAGGCUACGGCUUCAUCACUUUUGCAGACGCAGAAUGUGCUAAGAAAGCUCUGGAGCAGCUCAACGGCUUCGAGCUGGCGGGUCGGCCCAUGAAGGUGGGUCAUGUGACCGAGCGGACCGACGCCUCCAUGGCUUCGUCCUUCCUGGACAACGAUGAGCUAGAACGGUCAGGGGUCGACCUGGGAACCACAGGGAGACUGCAGCUGAUGGCCCGGCUUGCUGAAGGUACAGGUCUGCAGAUCCCUCCUGCUGCUCAGCAGGCUCUACAGAUGAGCGGAGCGAUUGCUAUUGGAGCGCUGGCUGCUGUGUCAGCUGCCAUGAAUCCAAGUCUCAACAUGAACAUGAACACUCCAGCUAUGAAUCUUCCGUCUCAGCCGCUCGCCACUCACUGCUUCCAGCUGUCCAACAUGUUCAACCCCAACAGUGAGAACGCUCCAGGCUGGGAGCUCGACAUCCAGCACGAUGUCAUUGAAGAGUGCAACAAACACGGAGGAGUCGUCCACAUCUACGUUGACAAGAACUCACCUGAGGGGAAUGUUUAUGUGAAGUGCCCGUCCAUCCCGUCUGCCAUGGCUGCUGUUAACGCUCUGCACGGGAGAUACUUUGGAGGUAAAAUGAUCACGGCGGCGUACGUCCCCCUGCCUACUUACCACAGCCUGUUCCCAGAGUCUGUCACUGCCACGCAGCUGCUGGUUCCACCCCUGAGGCGGUGAUCAACAACACUGCCUUCUGAUUGGGCACUGGACAUUAGAUCCCGCCCUCUUUUUUAAAUCCUAAGCUCCCAUUGGACCAGUUAUACUACAGCAGAGGGUGCUCUGUGUUGAUUUUUUUUUUUUUUUUUUUUUUUUUUGGACAUAAACAACUGGCUCUCCUCCUAUUGGCUGCUUCCAAACACUGGUCACAUGAUCAUGUAAUGCAACACCAUCUACUUCCUGAUUCCUUAGUUUCAUUGGUGUGAACUCCAUGUGACCCCACCCCUCCAACUAUUAGCUCUGUGAGCUUUGUGGGGGCAUAGCAACAAGAAGCUGUCAGCUGAUUGGUUGGCCUGAAGCUGUUUAAUAUUUAAGUGUUUUUCUAAAGCAAAUUUGAUUUUGUAAAGUUAUUGAUUAAAAAUUAUUUUCAUGUCGCUCUGAAAUAUCGCAGCUUGUUUUUCUGGCUCUCGAUUGGCUGGAAGCUGGUUACCUGGCGACACCAUGAGCUGUAAGCUGUCUGAGCAGCAGAUCAACUCUAUGAACAGCUUCACAAUGAAACAUCUGGGGGGGGGGGGGUUAAACUUGCUGAUCCAUUUCAAGUCACAUCAACUUCAUGUUAAAAACAGCUUGACUGAAAGACUCGACCAGCUGGAGGAGCUGUAGAUGUUUGGUCUCCAGAACGAAACAGAAUUUUGAGCAGGAUGUAAAAUUUCCAGCUGAAUCUUCUUACCACAGUGGAUCAGGAUGAUCACUGAACAGAACUGCUCCUCUGACAUAAGAAAUGGUGUCUGGGUCCUCCCAGUCGGGACAGGUCCAACACCUGGCCGUCCAGGUGAUGUGCUGAUGUACCUUAAACAGACAUUUAAUUUCUGAGGGAAACGCAUGAUCUGAUCAGAACCUCCACUUCAAUGUGGAUGGACCAGAAUGAGACAGAAAAUUAUUUGUCCGAGAUGGGAACUCUGCAGCAGCUGGAGGAAGAACCAAAUAUGGCUGCUGCUUCAUUUCAUACCUCAAUAGCGGACCUAUUAGCUUAGGAAAUCACAAAGCUAUUCUGGCUUGAUAGUCAGCUGGUACAAACUGGCAUCAGAACCAUAAUUAAUGAGAAUAGCCGUAAGUACAAAGUUUUCAGACAAUAUACAGUUCAAUAAAAGUUUAAGCUUUUUUCUUUACCCUUUUUCCCCAUAAUUCACUGAGAUGCAAGAACCAGCUGCUACACCAUGUUAAGUAGAGCUACAUCUCAAAAAGUUAGAACAUUGUGGAAAAAGUUUGAAGUUUUGUGUCUCUUAUUUCGGAAAGUAAAACUCAUGUAGACUCAUUUUUGGUUUUUUUUUUGGUUUUUUUGUAAUUUUGAUGAUUAUGGAUCACAGAGAAUAAAAACCCAACAUUCAGUGUUUCAGAAAAAUCAUGUUAGACUGCUGUCCAGAAGACAACCAAGAGCCCCUUUUCCACUGAAAGCCUCAGUAUUUGUUUUACCUGGGAAAUAACAGGAAUCAUGGGGAAUUCUGUACUUUCUGUUUCCAUUGCUCAGGAAGGCCACGGCCCAUUUCUUUAAAUCAGGCUAAUGACGUCUGGGGAGGUUGCAAGAAAAGCUGCAAUACACCUUCAGUCCAGCAGAUGGCAUUACUCCUUGACUGUUUAAAAGACUGUUAGCUAAUAAAUCUUUUUUUCUUUCAACUGAA